UUUGAACACAUUAGAAAUCUUUUAAUUAAAUAACCUCAAUUUCUUCAAUAAACAAACCGCGCGAUUUCUCACUAGCUAUCGUGGGAUGACAUAAAGCAGACUCUAGUGAUGUAGUUUAGAACUACAACGCAUUCCAUCAAGCAUCUAGACACAGUGUUCGACCGUGUCACACAGUGCCGCUCUGUGUCUCCUAGAUGGAAAGCUCCCACAGUUAGAGUUGUAACACGUAAUUGCAGGUAGACGCAGUUCAGAUGUUCCUCGGAUAGGAUGCGGGCAGAAACAGUUACAAGUUGUAACACGUUAUUGCAGGUAGACGCAGUUAAGAUUUUCCUCGGAUUGUUCUUUGUCUGUACGUACCGGUUGUGGAUUGAUUCGCAGUUCUAACAGUCCUAAAACAAUUUUGACUUUUGUAGCUUCAGUCGUCGAAAAAUUCAGGAAAAUGUAUCGGCUCUUUGUGACGGUAAUCACGGUAAUCAACUUCGCGUCAAUCAACGCGGAGUUGCAUAGAAUUCCGUUACACAAGACAUACUCUGUUGAAAAAUUUUCGACGGAAACUGUGAUACCACUCCGUUCGGGACGUUCAGGUACGGCAAACGUAUCUCUGAUUAAUUAUCUGAAUAUUCAAUACUGCGGUACUAUCGAAAUUGGAACUCCACCGCAGACAUUUAAAAUACUUUUCGACACUGGUUGCUCAGAUCUCUGGGUACCAUCCAAAAACUGCAACGUCAGCCAACCUGCUUGCUUGAAACAUAAUAAAUAUGAUAGUGCACAGUCCACCACAUAUAUACCACUGAAUUAUACCAACGAAUUAUUUUAUAAAGACGAUGGCGGUGUGUAUGGGUUUUUAGUUAAUGAUGACGUAAUCAUUGCUGGCCUUAAUGUUUCAUUCCACACAUUCGGAGAGGUAACCAAUUUCGCGACAAACUUUUGGGACUAUGCAGAAUGCGACGGCGUUCUGGGGAUGGGUUAUAAAGACUUAUCCCAUUUUAAUACGCCUAGCGUCUUUCAAAGCUUGAUUGAUGAACAAAUGAUGUCCCAAAAAAUUUUUAGUUUCUAUCUAAAUCGAAAUCUCUCGGACGUGAUCGGCGGUGAACUGAUAUUGGGUGGUUCUGAUCCCGCUUAUUAUGACGGCGACUUUACGUAUGUUAAUGUUACCCACAUAGAAUACUGGAAAUUUAAAAUAGAUAAGAUUCAAGUAAAAAAUUACACCUCUUGCUCGGAAGGCUGUCAAGCUGUCGUCGACACGGGCGCUCUUAAGGUAGCCAAAUGCCUCGUCAUCUAA
Molecule: messenger RNA, 1282 nt
Organism: Temnothorax curvispinosus
Lineage: Eukaryota; Metazoa; Arthropoda; Insecta; Hymenoptera; Formicidae
Product: lysosomal aspartic protease-like
Exons: 1
Coding region: 440-1282 (280 amino acids)
Biological process (GO): proteolysis
Molecular function (GO): aspartic-type endopeptidase activity
Source: RefSeq, a predicted model, not a curated record